AUGGCUGAAGUCUCCGGGCCGAUGGACACAGACUCUUAUAUUGAAGCCUCAGACGAUGUAAACACAGAUUUAGAUACUCUGAUACAAAAACGUAAUUUAUUAGCUAACAAUUUAACAGUGCAACCUAAAUAUGAAAAUAAAAGCGGCGCAUUUACGACCGGGAUAGACAUAUUCAGCAAAGAGGAGCAGCAAAAGCUAGAAGAGCGCGCGAAGCGCUUCGGAAUGAAAGAAAAUGCCCGUCAACUGGACGUAGAGGACGAGGAAGAAUUAUACGAGAGCAUGGGAGUCUCUGAGAGUGACGAGAGCGCCAAGUACACGAGGUUCAACACUUUGCACAUGCGAGGUACGGACAACAUGAGUACACAAGACGUGUUUGAUUAUUUUAAGGACUACGCGCCAGCUUCUAUCGAGUGGAUCAACGACAUUUCUUGCAACGUCGUCUGGCUGGACAAAAUUUCCGCCGCCAGGGCGCUGAUAGGCUUGUCCAAGCGCAUAACCUCCAAGGAGCCGGCCAAGGAAGAGGAUGAUGCAAUGGAGGGCCUUGAAAAGAAGCCAGCGGUUAGUAUCAAGGACAUUGAUUUUCCUCUCCCUCCAGGAAUCUGGAGAAAAGGCGUAGAGUGCGCAAAAUCCAAGACAGUGCUGCUGAGGUUCGCUACUACGUCGGAUAAGAAGCCCGCGAAUGCGGAAAAAAUGAGUGAGUAUUAUAAAAAACACGGGAACCCUAAUUAUGGCGGGAUUAAGGGGAUUCUGACCCAGUCCAGGAAGCGGAAGUACAGGGACGUUAAUUGGCAGGAAGAAGAGAAGGAAGCUCUUAAGGAGGGCUUCAAAAAUCCCUGGGGUUCUUUGUCGGAAGCUUGGGGAAGUAAUGACCCCGUUGAAGUUUAUCAGCGCGAGCGACCUCUGGUGGAGAGAACCGGAAUUAAGGAACGGCUUGGAGUCAGAGCCAAGGAACAGGUGAUUGAAGGAACGGAGAGGGAGGGCAAGGUUAAAAGCAAGGUUAUGAAUAUAAAUGUGGUGCAGACUGUUGAGGAUAAGAGUGAAGACAGCGCCAGUCAGAGCGACAGCGACAGUGAUGAUGGCUGGAACAAGAGGAACAAGAUUCUUAGGAUGAGGAUGCACGCUGAUGAUGAGGAGGAGAAGGUUCAGAAGAAAAGGCUCACGCAAAUGAAGCUCAAGAUGCAGGAUAAGGUUCAGGGAACUGAUUUGAGGUCCAGGUUAGGGAGGGGAAAACCUGCGGUUUAUCAUGAGCCUAUUAGAGUUACUGUUACUAAUCUGGAGUAUGGGAAGAAUUUGCAUUUGGAGGAGGAGGAAGAGGAGGGGGAAGAACAGGAGGAAGAGGUUGAGGAGGUGGAGGAGAAUGAAGAAGAGGAGGAAGAGGAGGAUAAGGAAGAAGGAGAGUGGGAAGAUGAGGAACCGGUGCAGGAACCGGAGGAAUCGGAUUCUGAUAGCAGCGACAUCUCGGAGAAGGAAGUUCAAGGUCCUAAGGGGAGUGUUAUUAAGGUUAUUACGCGGCCGAAACCUAGGGUUGCUUCUACUGUUUGGGCUAGGUUGAAUAAUGAAGAGAAGAAUAGUUCUGAAAGAAAUGAAGUGAAAAGCGUAAUAAAAGCUGACCUGAGAUCUCGACUGGGAUUCCACAACAGAGGAAGAUCUCCCCUGAGAAUAGAGGUGAAAAACGACAAGUACGCUGAAGAAAGUGACUCGGAAUAA
This is a messenger RNA of Cotesia congregata, 1707 nucleotides long. Lineage: Eukaryota; Metazoa; Arthropoda; Insecta; Hymenoptera; Braconidae. The record is from the annotation of a GenBank genome assembly.